Molecule: messenger RNA, 3157 nt
Organism: Nelumbo nucifera (sacred lotus)
Lineage: Eukaryota; Viridiplantae; Streptophyta; Magnoliopsida; Proteales; Nelumbonaceae
Product: Pentatricopeptide repeat (PPR) superfamily protein
Biological process (GO): RNA modification
Molecular function (GO): RNA binding; zinc ion binding; protein binding
Source: RefSeq, a predicted model, not a curated record
CGAACGGAAUCCUGAUCAAUCUAUCACAGCGGAGAUUAGAUAGUCAAAAAGCGCAUUUUUAAGUCUGAACGCGGUGUAAGAAAUUGAAGUGCCAGCCAAUGAAGACAAUAUAUAAUGUAAUGCAUCCAAUAAGAACAAUUUUUCUUGGGGAGUUUCUUCGGCUAGAACUGAGCAACAAUAGCAAUGAUGAUGAUGAUGGUGGUGAUUCCUAUGAACAAUUUGAUAUUGCUCAUCCUAUCGCCUUAAUGGAAUUUGGAUCUCAGUAAUGGAUUCAUCGAGAAGAUGCUUAAAUCGUCGCUCGCCAUCAGGUUCGUCGGAGAUUCGACAAUUUUACAAACCACGCACACGCACAACCGUGAAUAUAGAUAAUAGAAUUGGGAUGCUCAGUUGGAAACCCACUUGAAGAUGCUUUUCUUAUGAUGAAAUCGUUGAAGCUACUAAUGGUUUAAUUCAGGUUCUGAAAGAUGGAUGGGUAAUUGCUAUGAAAAGGCUAAGCAAAGCUUCUACAAAUGAGAGGAAAGAGGAGUUCUUAAAGAGAGCUUGGAACAAUUGGCCAUAUUCACCAUCCAAAUGUGUCGGCUCUGCUGGGUUGUUGUAUCAACAAUGUUCAUCUCAUCUUUGAGUUCUCCUUCCACGGCUCUGUUGCAUCUCUUCUAUAUGGUAUUUCUGUGAAAAACACAAUCCAUAUCGUAAUUUCACCAGAGUUGGCAAACAAUGUCAAAAUCACAUGGCCGGCUGCCCGCUCCAUAUACUCUGAGAGCUUUAUCACUCUCUGAUGUAUACAAGACAACCAUUCGAAUAGAUUGGGUUAGGAUUUAAGGUAGAAGGUUUUAGAGAAUUGUCCAAUUCUAAUUAUCAAACCAAUAUUUAAAUAUUUAAAUACACAGAAAAACUACCAUCUUUAUCUAUCUGUAUUGUAGCUGCACUUCCGGCCUCCAGGCGAUGUGAGUACCUCCGAACCAGUCUUACCGUUUAAAAAUGUAUAACGUGAUGGUGGAAGCAACCACUCGCAAACAAGGUCAAUUAGUUGAAAAAUCAUUUAAAGGAAAAGCUGGCAAAACUCAAAACCCAGCUUGCAUUUGCAAUGAAUCCCAGUUUCUCAGGAAAAAUACAGAACAUGUUAAUGGACUAGUUCCCCACCCAGGUCCCAUUUUCAAGCUUCUAACCAUCUCCGAAACCAUUGGAGGAAUCUAAUCAUGAAUGGUUGUAGCAGCAGCAGUAAUAGUGGUAUCAGUAGUUAUGUAGUUAGAACACUCAGAUUAAAGAACCCAAAACUCUUAUUGUUGGAAACUUGUUCCAACAUUUCUCACCUGAAAGUAAUCCAUGCCUAUAUGAUCAGAACCCAUAUCAUCACCGACUUAUUCGCAGCUAGCCGACUGAUCGCCUUUUGCACAAACCCCACCUAUGGAACAAGCUUUCUGGAUUACGCCCAACGAAUCUUCUCCCAAAUUCAAAACCCCAACCUCUUCAUCUACAAUGCAAUGGUAAGAGUUUAUUCAGGCAGCAAGAACCCCCAACAGUCCUUCCAAUUCUAUAGAAAGCUUCAGCAGGAAGGCCUCCUUCCGGACAAUCUAACAUUCCCAUAUUUAGUGAAAUCAUGCGCUGAAUUUGGAUGUGUAGGAAUGGGUAUUCAAGCCCUUGGUCAAAUCAUUAAACAUGGAUUUGAAUCUGAUGUAUAUGUACAGAAUUCUCUAGUUCAUAUGUAUGCUACAUGUGGAGAUAUAGGAACAGCAAACCGGAUCUUCCGUGGGAUAUAUCAUCUGGACGUUGUUUCUUGGACUUCCAUGAUUGCAGGGUACAACAAAUGUGGGGAUGUGGAAUCAGCACGCAGGUUGUUUGAUAAGAUGCCAGAGAGAAACUUAGUAACAUGGAGUAUUAUGAUCAAUGGGUAUGUCCGAAACCACCAUUUCAACAAGGCAAUUGAGCUGUUUCAAGUUCUACAGUCAGAAGGAGUACAGGCGAAUGAGACAGUCAUGGUUAGUGUGAUAGCUGCAUGUGCUCAUCUGGGAGCCCUUGAACAGGGAGAAAAAGCGCACAACUAUGUGCUUAGGCAUAAGCUAAAUGUGAAUUUGAUCCUUGGAACAGCUCUUGUGGACAUGUAUGCGAGGUGUGGAAGUAUUCAAAAAGCUAUUAGAGUUUUUGAAGAACUGCCUGAAAGGGACACACUGAGUUGGACAGCCGUAAUAGCAGGACUAGCCAUGCAUGGCCAUGCAGACAAAGCACUGGAAUACUUCUCAGAGAUGUUGAAGACAGGUAUAACACCAAGGGACAUCACCUUCACAGCAGUUCUAUCAGCUUGCAGCCAUGGGGGGUUGGUGGACAGGGGUUUCCAAAUCUUUGAGAGCAUGGAAAGGGAGUAUGAAAUAGAACCGAGGCUAGAGCACUAUGGGUGCAUGGUUGAUAUUCUUGGGCGUGUAGGGAAAUUGGAAGAAGCUGAAGAUUUUGUAAGGAAAAUGCCAAUGCAACCUAAUGCUCCAAUUUGGGGAGCACUGCUUGGGGCUUGUCGAAUUCACAGAAAUACAGAAAUCGGGGAAAGAGUGGGGAAGAUUCUGAUUCAGUUGCAACCAUGUCAUAGUGGGUAUUAUGUGCUCCUCUCAAACAUCUAUGCUCGUGCAAACCAGUGGGAUAAUGUUACACAACUGAGGCAGAUAAUGAAGGAAAGAGGAAUUAAGAAACCGCCUGGGUACAGUCUGAUAGAGAUAGGUGAUACUGUUUACCAUUUCACCAUAGGGGAUAAAUCACACCUGGAGAUUGAGAAGAUUGAAGCAAUGUGGGAAGAGAUUGUUAGGAGAAUAAGAAUGGCAGGAUACACAGAGAAUACUGCAGAUGUUCUUUUUGACAUAGAUGAGGAGGAGAAGGAGAGUGCGUUAUACAGGCAUAGUGAGAAGCUUGCAAUAGCCUUUGGGAUGAUGAAGACCGAAAACCAUACACCACUCCGGAUCGUGAAGAAUCUGAGAGUAUGUGAAGACUGCCAUACAGCCACAAAGCUGGUUUCCAAGGUCUUUGGCCGGGAACUAAUUGUAAGAGACCGGAACAGAUUUCAUCAUUUUAGAGGAGGUUCCUGUUCUUGCAUGGAUUACUGGUAAUAAACAGCCAUUUUGAAUUUUUCAAGGCCAUUCUUGUUCUUAAUAUUCAACAUAACUCUAGAUUAAGGUUU